Polyodon spathula (Mississippi paddlefish) is the source of this 1413-nucleotide messenger RNA. Its product is annotated as unconventional myosin-XVIIIb. NCBI's taxonomy places the organism in Eukaryota, Metazoa, Chordata, Actinopteri, Acipenseriformes, Polyodontidae. The transcript is spliced from 8 exons. The record is from RefSeq and is a predicted model, not a curated record. Gene Ontology annotation, molecular function: ATP binding; cytoskeletal motor activity. Gene Ontology annotation, cellular component: myosin complex. The coding region runs from base 202 to 1398 and encodes 398 amino acids.
CCUCCGCCCCCCGUCCCACCCCCGCCUCUCUCCAUUGUGCCAGGGGGCUUCAUCAAGCAACUGGUCCGUGAGACUGAGAAGGAGGCCAAGAAAAAGGAGCCCGAAAUCAAGGAGGAGAAGCCUCAGCCCAGCAAUCUCAGUGACAACCUGGUGCUCCCCUUCCUGCUUCCUGAAGAGGAGAACACGCCCCCAGAGGCAGAGAUGGCCAGCCAAGCCGCGCUUUUGGUCAACGGUCUCCACGGUGAGACAGAGGGAAAAGGCCGCCCUGCCGCGGUUGCUAGGAAACCCUUGAGGAGGCUGAUGUCACCAGAGCCAGGAGGGACAGUGUCUCACUCUGCAACUAACGGGAUCGCACAGAAACAGGAACUUGGGCUGCACAAACAGGAAGAGGAGGUAGCCACGGAAACCAAACCGGAAGCUUCCCGCUCUCGUUCCAGGUGUGAGGAUCCUUCAGCGGGGAAAACGGAAAAACAAGAGGAAGAGGAGAGAGGGGAAGAGUCAGAAGAGAAAGAAAGAGAGAGGGACCAUGUGAAGAACGCAACAGAAGAGCAGGUGGCAGUGGAGAGAGCUGGGACUGCAGAGGGCAGAUUGGAGUCAGAGCAGAAAGACAUGUGGUAUGAGGCAGGCAAGGUGUGGUACGUGCAGAAGGAUGGAUUCUCUCUGGCGACGGAGCUGAAGCCAGACGAGAGGACCCCCGAUCUCCCCGAGGGGACAGCCAGGAUUCGGCUGGACAGCGAUGGGACCGUGGUGGAGGUGGAGGAGGACAAGAUUGAGAGGACGAAUCCCCCUGGUCUGGAGCUGGCGGAGGACCUGUCCCAGCUGGUCAGUGUGAACGAGUCGAGUGUCCUGCACACGCUGCAGAGCCGCUACCAGGCACAGCUGCACCACACGCUGGCGGGGCGCAACCUCCUCUCAGUGCGGCCUGACGCAGCCGCGGGGAAGACCGGGAGGGGAAAGAAGACAGGCACGGUGCCCCCUCUCAUCCAGUCCAUGGCACAGCGGGCGUACUGGAGCAUGGUGAUGGAGCAGCGGGACCAGACCAUCGUGCCACUGGGCCGCAGCGGAGCCGGCAAGACCACCAGCUGCCACAGAGUGCUGGAGCAGCUGGUGAGCAAAGCGGGCAGCGUGGACUCCACCGUGACAGUGGAGAAGAUCCAGGCCAUCUUCACGGUCCUGCAGUCUUUCGGCUCAGUGACCACGCAGCACAAUAGCAGCUCCACGCGCUUCUCCAUGGUGCUGGCUCUGGACUUCAGCCACGCCGGGAAAGUGGCGGCCGCACACCUGCAGACCAUGCUGCUGGAGCGCACUCGUGUCUGCCAGCACCCGGAGGAUGAGAGCAGCUUCAACGUGUUUGCACAGAUGCUGGCGGGACUCAGCAUGGACCUCAGGUAUCACUAAUCUAAUGCUGUGUGU